Quercus robur (English oak) is the source of this 657-nucleotide messenger RNA. RefSeq lists its product as uncharacterized. NCBI's taxonomy places the organism in Eukaryota, Viridiplantae, Streptophyta, Magnoliopsida, Fagales, Fagaceae. Bases 1 to 657 code for a protein of 218 amino acids. The transcript has a single exon. The record is from RefSeq and is a predicted model, not a curated record.
AUGGGGAAUAAUGCAAUGAGUAAGGCUCUUCAUCAAAUUUCAAAGUCAUCUUUUACAAGGAGAAUUGACAGAGCAAAACUUCCUCAUCAUUUUGCACAACUUACGUUUACUAUUUAUAAUGGGAGAACCAACCCUGUGGAACAUGUAAGCCACUUCAAUCAGAGGAUGGCUAUCCACUCAAUGAAUGAGGCUCUUAUGUGCAAGGUCUUCUUCUCCUCUAGCUUCGAGCCUGUUGCCAUGAAAUGGUUUGACGAGCUGGAGGAAGGCUCUAUAAGAUCUUUAGAGGAACUUACAAAAGCAUUUGCAGUAAGAUUUGUGACGUGUAGCAGAGUCCUAAGGCCCUCAGAUUCCUUAUUAUCCAUGGUCAUAAGGGAAAGGGAGACUUUGAAGACUUAUUCCAAUAGGUAUUGGGAGGUGUUCAAUGAGAUAGAUGGUGAUUUUGAAGAUGUAGCUAUAAGGACUUUCAAGGUAGGACUUCCCCCAGAGCAUGAUUUGAGGAAAUCGUUGACAAAGAAACCUGCCCGUAGUAUGCCCCAACUCAUGGAUCGCAUUGAUAAGCACAAAUGGGUCGAGGAAGAUCAGAUCCAAGGAAAGGGAAAGGUCAAAGUCUUCCCAGAAAAAAGGGAUCUUCUGGCAAGAGGAUACAAUCAUAACUAA